Molecule: messenger RNA, 1044 nt
Organism: Penicillium pulvis
Lineage: Eukaryota; Fungi; Ascomycota; Eurotiomycetes; Eurotiales; Aspergillaceae
Exons: 1
Coding region: 1-1044 (347 amino acids)
Biological process (GO): dGTP catabolic process
Cellular component (GO): nucleus
Molecular function (GO): dGTPase activity
Source: RefSeq, a predicted model, not a curated record
AUGGCGUCACCGAUAAAGACUGGAUAUUUUCAAACCCUUCAGACCAUCAACAAGAAUCAAGUCAUUAUUCGAGACAGGAUAUAUGGUGAGCAUAUAAUCACCGAGCCAGUCCUCGCCGAACUCCUCCAAAGCCCGGAGCUGUUCCGUCUGAAAGGCGUCUGUCAGCAUGGAGUGACUGCCCUCCUCGGCUUGGGUCCGAAAGUGACCCGUUUUGAGCACUCAGUUGGUGCAUUCCUGCUAGUCCGCAAAGUUGGAGCCACCGUGCUUGAACAAAUCGCUGCCUUACUUCAUGAUAUCAGUCAUACCAGUCUGAGUCAUGUUGUCGAUUUUGCCCUCUCCAAGCCUGGAGAGGGGAGUUACCAUGAGGUUCACAAGCACCGCUACUUAAAAAGAACGAACCUGGCUAAAAUUCUAACCCAUUACGAUCUCGGAUACGUGGAGGCCUUCGAUGAAGAUUUAUUCCCGCUAGUCGAAAAGUCAGCUCCACAACUAUGUGCCGAUCGGCUCGACUAUUCGCUUCGCGACGCGGUAGCUUUCAAAAAGCUUAGUCUCGAGAAAGCUCAGAAAGUUUACAAAACACUCAAAGCACAUCCAUCUGCCACUUCGUCUAGUCGUCUUCUCGUUCUCGAUGAUCCUCAGCUGGCGUUAUCGCUUUCGCGAUCAUACUUAGCAACGGAUCGAGAUGUCUGGUCAAAUCGUGCCCAUGCAGACAUGUAUAAAAGAACAGGACGUAUUAUUCGAGACCUAGCCUCUUCUGGGCAUGUGGACGACGAUGCGCUGUGGAGUCUUUCUGAUGAGGAUUUCUGGGCAUUGCUUCGUCGCAGCGCGACGCCGGAGGUUCUGGCUGAAAUGGACAGGCUUGAGACGGAGGGUCUUCCUGAUGAAAAGAAUCUGCGGCUUCCGGCAGCGGCUAAGAUUCGGACUAUCGAUCCGGAUAUUUGUCAGAGUAUGGAAAAGGAGCCUUUGCCCUUAUCGGUUGUUCUUCCAGAGUGGGGUGUGGAACGCCGGGAAUACGUUUGCAGUCGCGAAUUAACGCGGGAAUAG